Molecule: messenger RNA, 1557 nt
Organism: Gossypium arboreum
Lineage: Eukaryota; Viridiplantae; Streptophyta; Magnoliopsida; Malvales; Malvaceae
Product: alpha-amylase-like
Exons: 4
Coding region: 183-1430 (415 amino acids)
Biological process (GO): carbohydrate metabolic process
Molecular function (GO): calcium ion binding; alpha-amylase activity
Source: RefSeq, a predicted model, not a curated record
UCAUUACGCAAGAAAACAGAGUGAAAAUUCAGAAAUUGAUCAUCAUCUUCUCCCCUUCACACGUAGUUCAAUUCUUUUCCAACUCCAUUAAGUUGAAGAAGACCAUUGAAGAGACAGUUUAAAUCCCUUAGCUCGCUGCUCUGCUCCCAGAGACGCAAAACAAAACAAAAUUAGAGGCAAAAAUGCUUACUUCACUUUGCUUCGUAUUUAUCUUCAUCUUUGUCUUUUCCCCUUUCGCAACCCCCACCUUAUUGUUCCAGGGUUUCAACUGGGAAUCAUCCAACAACGCUGGUGGAUGGUAUAACUUUCUCCAGAGUUCUGUUUCCGAUAUUGCUAACGCCGGUGUUACUCAUGUUUGGCUCCCACCACCCUCCCAGUCAGCCGCUCCCCAGGGAUACUUGCCAGGAAGGCUAUAUGAUCUUGAUGCAUCAAAGUAUGGAUCUCAGGCUGAAUUGAAGUCAUUAAUCGAUGCUUUCCAUCAAAAGGGAGUCAAAUGUGUAGCUGACAUCGUCAUAAAUCAUAGAACAGCCGAGAGGCAAGAUAACAGGGGUAUAUAUUGCCUCUUCGAGGGUGGAACUUCGGAUGAUCGUCUAGAUUGGGGACCAUCCUUCAUUUGCAAGGAUGAUACUGCCUAUUCUGACGGCACUGGGAAUCCCGACACCGGACUACCCUAUGAUCCUGCCCCAGACAUUGAUCAUCUCAACCCAAGGGUACAAAACGAAUUAUCAGAUUGGUUGAAUUGGUUAAAGACUGAAAUCGGAUUCGAUGGAUGGCGUUUCGAUUUCGUAAGAGGGUAUGCCCCAACCAUAACCAAAAUCUAUAUGGACCGAACUUCACCCGACUUUGCUGUGGGGGAGAAAUGGGAAGACUUUAUUGAUGGACGAGAAGAAUUACAUCGUGCUGCGCUAAAAGAUUGGGUCGAAGCCGCCGGAGGCGCAGUGACAGCCUUCGAUUUCACUACCAAAGGGGUUCUAAAUGAUGCAGUGCAAGGGAAGUUAUGGCGAUUAAAGGACUCCAAUGGGAAACCUCCAGGAAUGAUUGGACUUUUACCUCAAAAUGCUGUGACUUUUAUAGAUAAUCAUGACACUGGAUCCACACAAAACAUAUGGCCAUUCCCAUCUGAUAAGAUAAUGCAAGGAUAUGCUUAUAUUCUAACCCAUCCUGGCAUCCCCUCCAUAUUUUAUGAUCAUUUCUUCGACUUGGGGUUCAAGGAUGAGAUCAGCAAACUGGUGGAAAUAAGGAAUAGGAAUGGGAUUCAAAGCACAAGCACAGUUACUAUUCUGGCUUCAGAAUCUGAACUUUAUAUGGCAUCUAUUGAUGAUAAAAUCAUAAUGAAGAUUGGGCCAAAGAUGGAUCUGGCAAACCUUGUUCCUCCCAACUACCAGCUUGCUACCUCAGGGAAUAACUAUGCUGUAUGGGAGAAGAAGUGACAAAUUGAAAUGAUAAUUUAAACAAAAAAGUGACAUUUGGAUUAUGUUCCAAACACUGGUCAUUGUUGUAUCUUUAACCAAAAUUCUGGUUUUCUAUAUAAAGGACAAUCUAAUAAUGUUUGAAUCA